GGGCGACCUCUCACCUGAGGCGAUUUGAGGUCAGCGACGGAGGAAAUUCUCCCCGUGAGAGAAACGCCUUUCUGAAAUGUGAGCGUUUGAUUUCAGGAGUGGAUCAUGCCAUUCCAGAAGCAGCAGCUCACUGCUUGUGAGUCACCGAAGUUCCUCCCUUAAUCCCCCCCCACAAUUGUUCUCAAGAAGUACCGAAGCGGGGCCUCUAGAAACUGCAGGCCUUCUAGGUUCUAGGUUGAAUGCGAACUUUCUCUAUCAUCAACUCACUCGGACUUCCUGCUCUCUGGCGGUUGAAGACACAAGCUCGUAAAGGAUCACGAUUGCUCGAGUACCUCAUUCCAAUCGAAGACAACAUGUCUUUCGCGGCCACACCGUUGACUUCCGUCACCAUCAUCUCGGCUCCGUACCACGUCGGCCUCCGCGCAAGUCCAAUCCACCGCAGCCGCGUGAGCGAAGGACCCGAGUACAUCAAAUCAGCAGGCCUUCUCUCCCGCCUCCGCGACUCCGGCGUCACCGUACAUGAGGUCGAAAUCCCGCCCGUAGCCGACGAUUUUGAAGGCGAGAUCGGCCGCACCUUUGAGAUCCUGCGCCGCCUCUCGCGGGCCGUCACCGCAGCCCGCAACCAAUCCUCGUUCCCCAUUGUCCUCGCCGGGAACUGCUGCGCCAGCGUAGGCGUCGCUGCCGGUUUGUGGGGUUCCAACGAUCUCACGGAGGCAAAAGACGACGCGCUCGGGUGCGUCUGGUUUGAUGCCCAUGACGACUACAACAUUCCUGACUCCGUGGUCAGCGGGUAUUUCGAUAGCCAGGGGAUCGCCAUGAUGGCUGGCGAGUGCUGGAAGGCGCUGCUGGACACGAUUCCAGGUUUCCGGCCCAUUCUGUUGCGGAACGUGGUACAUUGCGGGAUGCGAGACGUGAAUGACCUGGAGCGGGCCCGUGUUGAGGCCUCGGACAUGGGCGUCGUCUGGGGCGGCGAACGAAAAAGCGCGGAUUUCGCAGAUGGUUUGAAGAAUGAACUGCUUGAGAGAUUUGCAGGGGACAAUUAUACCGCGACUCUACUUCACGUUGACAUUGAUGUACUGGAUGGGACCGUGGGGAAGGCAAACCAGUUUGCAACGCCUCCGGGUGGCCUUCUUAAGAAAGAUAUGGAAGGCUGUAUACGGGCUAUCUGGGAGUGGACAAUACCGUUGGCACUGCCGGUAGCACUGACGAUUGCAUCGUUUGAUCCGCUGUGCGAUGGGGAGGACUCGGCACGCCGACUCGCCGGAAUUGCUAUAGAUGUUGCAGAAAGGGUCCUAGACGGCUUGAAGGCUCGUGGUUAUCUCAAGCCGUAAUGAAAAUAGCGUAAGCUCCACAGUUGUUGAAGGAACAUGUCAAAAUAGAUUGCUGGUCUACCCUUCAACAACUCUGAUAGUGCAUCUUG
This is a messenger RNA of Parathielavia appendiculata, 1420 nucleotides long. Its product is annotated as Arginase/deacetylase. The record is from RefSeq and is a predicted model, not a curated record. The transcript has a single exon. The coding region runs from base 354 to 1331 and encodes 325 amino acids. Gene Ontology annotation, cellular component: nucleus; cytoplasm; cytosol. NCBI's taxonomy places the organism in Eukaryota, Fungi, Ascomycota, Sordariomycetes, Sordariales, Chaetomiaceae. Gene Ontology annotation, molecular function: manganese ion binding; arginase activity.